CUGAAUCACAGGGCGUGGCUGUUGGGGAUAGUCUGUUCUUUUGACGGUUUACACCCCGUAAUUCUGUUUGUCGUCUUCUUUGAUUUCAUUUCUCAUUCCGCUACUUUUGGGCGUUGUCAGUGCUAAAGGUAGAGACUGUAUGUUUGGCCAAGAACUGCCCAUAAAGAUCAAAGUUGGCUAACCUAUAGUUUUAAGCAGUAUUUUAUAGCAUCAAGAUGGUAUACCACGCACAGUUUGAAAGAGCUGGGAAACAGCCGGGCCUUCAGGUAUGGAGAAUUGAAAAAAUGGAUUUGGUUCCUGUGCCGCAGAACCAGUAUGGCAGUUUUUAUAGUGGAGAUGCAUAUGUUGUCCUGAACACAGUCAAGCAGAGAUCAGGGAACCUGCAGUAUGACCUCCACUUUUGGCUAGGAGAUUCUUGCACACAGGAUGAAAGUGGUGCAGCUGCUAUAUACAGUGUGCAAAUGGAUGAUUACCUUGGUGGAAAGCCUAUCCAGUACAGAGAGGUACAGGGGUACGAGUCCAACACAUUCGUUGGUUACUUCAAAACAGGAUUGAAAUACAAGAGUGGUGGAGUUUCUUCAGGGUUUUUUCACGUAACUCCAAACCUAGUGGCUGUCAAAAGAGUACUGCAUAUUAAAGGCCGAAGGAUUAUCCGAGCCACUGAGGUCCCUGUUACCUGGGAGAGUUUCAACAGCGGCGAUUGCUUUAUUCUUGAUUUGGGGGUGGAGAUUCAUCAGUGGUAUGGCUCAAAGUGCAACAAAUUUGAAAGACUGAAAGCUACACAGGUUGCCAAGGGCAUUCGUGACUCAGAGCGAAGUGGCCGUGCCAAAGUUUUUGUAAUGGAAGAAGGAAGUGAAAGAGAGAAGUUGCUUGAGGUUUUGGGACCAAAGCCUGAUUUGGCUGAAGGAACAGAUGAUGAUCUUCGAGCAGAUGCUUCAAACAGAAAAAUGGCUAAACUUUAUAAGGUAACAAGCAGUCUGGUUUCUAAUGAGGGUGGUGAAAUGAACAUUUCACUAGUUGCAGCAGAAAAUCCCUUUUCUCAAGAAGCUUUGGAGAGUGAUGAUUGUUUUGUCCUUGACCAUGGUUCGAAUGGAAGGAUCUUUAUCUGGAAAGGUAAACAUGCCAACCCUGAAGAACGGAAGGCUGCCCUAAAAGCUGCUGAAGGAUUUAUCACAAAAAUGGGAUAUGCUAAACAUACCCAGGUUCAGAUUCUGCCUGAAUAUGGUGAGACUCCUCUCUUCAUGCAGUUCUUCAAGAUGUGGAAGUGCAAGGAGCAGACUGAGGGUCUUGGAGUGGCUUAUAUUAACAAUCACAUUGCCAAAAUUGAGAAGAUACCUUUCGAUGUUUCUACUCUGCACGACUCUCAAGCCAUGGCAGCACAACAUGGAAUGGUAGAUGAUGGCUCUGGAAAGAAACAAAUAUGGCGUGUUGAGGGCUCUGACAAGGUACCAGUUGAUCCUGCUUCAUACAGCCAGUUUUAUGGUGGUGACGGUUACAUUAUUUUAUAUACUUACAAACAUGGUGGAAGAGAAGGACAUCUUAUUUACAACUGGCAGGGAGCAGAUUCCUCUCAGGAUGAAAUUGGUGCUUCUGCCAUUUUGACAGCAAAACUGGAUGAAGAAAUGGGUGGAGGCCCAGUGCAGGUGCGAGUAGUUCAAGGUAAAGAACCUCCCCAUCUUUUAAGUCUUUUUGGUGGAAAACCUAUGGUGAUUUACAAAGGUGGAACCUCAAGAGGAGGUGGUCAGACAGCACCUGCAGAUGUUCGUCUAUUCCAGAUUAGAGCAACUUCUUCUGGCUACUGCAAGGCUCUAGAGGAUGACUUCUGGGAGGCUCUUGGUGGAAAAGCACCAUAUCGCACCUCUUCUAGGCUGAAGGACAAAAUGGACACUCACCCACCACGCCUCUUUGCUUGCUCAAACAAGACUGGGCGUUUCAUUAUUGAAGAGGUUCCAGGGGACUUGACACAAGAUGACCUUGCAGAAGAUGAUGUUAUGAUGCUUGAUACAUGGGACCAGUUGUUUGUAUGGCUUGGAAAUGAAGCCCAGGAAGAGGAAAAAACUGAAGCCAUUACAUCAGCAAAAAAAUAUCUUGAAACUGAUCCUGCCAACAGAGAUAAGAGGACUCCAGUUGUGAUAGUGAAACAAGGAUUUGAACCACCAACUUUCACUGGGUGGUUCUUUGGCUGGGAUUAUGACUUCUGGAGUGUUGAUCCUCUGCAGCGGGCCAUGGCUGACCUUGAGGUCUAAUAGCGUUGGCAGUUACCUGCACAUCUUUGCCUUCACUGCCUUCAAGAGAUUUUGCAUUCAGUGAAAGACAAGCCUAAUAUUGUAUGCCAGAUUAUUUCUUUAAGCCAAAGAACUGUUGCCAGUAGUAAUCAGCAAAUUUGUGUAGUGGACAGUGUCAAAUAAAACAGGAAAAUUUUGAACAAGUUGCACUUGACUAUAAUGCACAUUUUUUGAAGUAUGAAUAUUUUUUCUCUGUUACCUGCGCAUAAUUCUGUAACUGAGUGGGGUGCAUUUCUAAUUGAAUAUUAGCAGUAUAUUCUGAAAGUUCUAAAAUGUUUGGGGACUUCAAUUUCGAUUAGUCUACAAGGUGUGUUGGCCAUACUGUGAUACGAGUAACUGCUGUACAUUAGAUGAAUAAUGUAUUUUUUUCUGGUCAUAAAACUUGAAAGGGCAACAUGACUGUUGUCUCUUGGAACUCCAUCUCUGUGUACCAUCAAGAAAGUGUAUGUGGGUAGCUAAUUAAAACUGCAUGUCUACCACACCGUGGCACUCAUGAUUCUGUCAGAAUGGAGUUUGUAGAAAUAUCAGCAUACGUAAUUUAAUAAACCAGUUAAGGCUUCAUGUAA
Messenger RNA from Protopterus annectens (West African lungfish), 2851 nucleotides. It is a transcript of the gene GSN, whose product is annotated as gelsolin. Gene Ontology annotation, cellular component: cytoplasm; actin cytoskeleton. Gene Ontology annotation, molecular function: actin filament binding; phosphatidylinositol-4,5-bisphosphate binding. The record is from RefSeq and is a predicted model, not a curated record. NCBI's taxonomy places the organism in Eukaryota, Metazoa, Chordata, Ceratodontiformes, Protopteridae. Gene Ontology annotation, biological process: actin polymerization or depolymerization; actin filament severing; barbed-end actin filament capping.